Molecule: messenger RNA, 5679 nt
Organism: Ochotona princeps (American pika)
Lineage: Eukaryota; Metazoa; Chordata; Mammalia; Lagomorpha; Ochotonidae
Gene: PCSK5
Product: proprotein convertase subtilisin/kexin type 5
Exons: 38
Coding region: 19-5679 (1886 amino acids)
Biological process (GO): peptide hormone processing
Cellular component (GO): trans-Golgi network; Golgi membrane
Molecular function (GO): serine-type endopeptidase activity
Source: RefSeq, a predicted model, not a curated record
CAGCCAGGCGCCGGGACCAUGGGCUGGGGGAGCCUGUGCUGCUGCCCCGGACGGCUGGACCUGCUGUGCGUGCUAGCGCUGCUCGGGGGCUGCCUGCUCCCGGUGUGCCGGACGCGCGUUUACACCAACCACUGGGCAGUCAAAAUCUCGGGCGGCUUCGCGGAGGCCGAUCGCAUCGCCAGCAAGUACGGAUUCAUCAACAUAGGACAGAUAGGGGCCUUGAAGGACUACUACCACUUCUACCAUAGCAGGACGAUUAAAAGAUCGGUUCUCUCAAGCAGAGGGACCCACAGUUUCAUUUCAAUGGAACCAAAGGUGGAGUGGAUCCAACAGCAAGUGGUAAAAAAGCGGACAAAACGGGAUUAUGACCUCAGCCGUGCCCAGUCUACCUACUUCAACGAUCCCAAGUGGCCUAGCAUGUGGUAUAUGCACUGCAGUGACAACACGCAUCCCUGCCAAUCCGACAUGAAUAUUGAAGGAGCCUGGAAGAGGGGCUACACGGGAAAGAACAUUGUUGUCACCAUCCUGGAUGACGGCAUUGAGAGGACCCACCCGGAUCUGAUGCAGAACUAUGAUGCUCUAGCAAGUUGUGACGUGAAUGGGAAUGACUUAGACCCAAUGCCUCGCUACGAUGCAAGCAACGAGAACAAGCACGGGACCCGCUGUGCUGGGGAAGUGGCAGCCGCUGCAAACAACUCUCACUGCACUGUCGGAAUUGCUUUUAAUGCCAAGAUCGGAGGAGUGCGAAUGCUGGAUGGAGAUGUCACAGACAUGGUAGAAGCAAAGUCGGUCAGCUACAAUCCCCAACACGUGCACAUCUACAGUGCCAGCUGGGGCCCUGACGAUGAUGGCAAGACUGUGGAUGGACCAGCUCCUCUCACUCGGCAAGCCUUUGAAAAUGGCGUUAGAAUGGGGAGAAGAGGCCUUGGUUCUGUAUUUGUCUGGGCAUCUGGAAAUGGUGGACGAAGCAAAGACCACUGCUCCUGUGAUGGCUACACCAAUAGCAUCUACACCAUCUCCAUCAGCAGCACGGCAGAAAGUGGAAAGAAACCAUGGUACCUGGAGGAGUGCUCAUCCACAUUGGCUACAACUUACAGCAGUGGAGAGUCCUACGACAAGAAAAUAAUCACUACAGAUCUGAGGCAGCGUUGUACGGACAAUCACACUGGGACGUCAGCCUCAGCCCCGAUGGCUGCAGGCAUCAUUGCACUAGCCCUGGAAGCCAAUCCGUUUCUGACCUGGAGAGACGUACAACAUGUUAUUGUCAGGACAUCCCGUGCGGGACAUUUGAACGCUAAUGACUGGAAAACCAAUGCUGCUGGUUUUAAGGUGAGCCAUCUGUAUGGAUUUGGGCUGAUGGACGCAGAAGCCAUGGUGAUGGAGGCGGAAAAAUGGACCACUGUCCCCCAGCAGCACGUGUGUGUGGAGAGCACAGAUCGACAUAUCAAGACGAUUCGCCCCAACAGUGCAGUGCGUUCCAUCUACAAAGCUUCAGGCUGCUCCGAUAACCCUAACCACCAUGUCAACUACCUAGAACACGUGGUUGUGCGAAUUACCAUCACCCACCCUCGGAGGGGAGACCUGGCUAUCUACCUGACCUCCCCCUCAGGAACCAGGUCCCAGCUCUUGGCUAAUAGACUAUUUGAUCAUUCCAUGGAAGGAUUUAAAAACUGGGAGUUCAUGACCAUUCAUUGUUGGGGAGAACGAGCCGCAGGUGACUGGGUGCUUGAAGUGUAUGAUACUCCCUCUCAACUGAGAAACUUCAAGACUCCAGGUAAAUUGAAAGAGUGGUCUUUGGUCCUUUAUGGCACGUCUGUACAGCCGUACUCGCCCACCAAUGAGUUUCCUAAAGUGGAACGUGUUCGCAACAGCCGUGUGGAAGACCCCACGGAGGACUAUGGUGCUGAAGACUAUGCAGGUCCCUGUGAUGCCGAGUGCAGUGAGGUUGGCUGUGAUGGCCCAGGACCAGACCACUGCAAUGACUGCUUGCACUACUACUACAAACUGAAAAACAACACCAGGAUCUGUGUCUCCAGCUGCCCCCCUGGCCACUACCACGCGGAUAAGAAGCGCUGCCGGAAGUGUGCUCCCAACUGUGAGUCCUGCUUUGGAAGCCAUGGUGACCAGUGCCUGUCCUGCAAAUACGGAUACUUCCUGAAUGAAGACACCAGCAGCUGUGUUACUCACUGUCCUGAUGGGUCGUAUCAGGACACCAAGAAAAAUCUUUGCCGGAAAUGCAGUGAAAAUUGCAAGACAUGUACGGAACCCCACAGCUGUACAGAAUGUAGGGAUGGAUUAAGCCUGCAGGGAACUCAGUGUGCUGUCACCUGUCAAGACGGACAGUACUUCAAUGGCCAAGACUGCCAGCCCUGCCACCGCUUCUGUGCCACCUGUGCCGGGGCAGGAGCUGACGGGUGCACCAACUGCAUUGAGGGCUACUUCAUGGAGGAUGGUAGAUGUGUACAGAGCUGUAGUAUCAGCCAUUACUCUGACCACACUUCAGAGAAUGGACAGAAAUUCUGCAAAAGAUGUGACACCAGCUGUUUGACGUGCAAUGGCCCGGGGUUCAAGAACUGUACAAGCUGCCCCAGUGGGUAUCUGUUAGACUUGGGAACGUGUCAGAUGGGAGCCAUCUGCAAGGAUGGACAAUAUGCUGACGAACAUGGCCACUGUCAGCCCUGUGACGCCUCCUGUGCCAGAUGCCGGGGUCCAACCCAAGAAGACUGCACUGCUUGCCCCAUCACAAGGAUUUUUGAUAACGGCCAUUGCAUUUUGAGCUGUCCUGCUCAGGAAUUUCAAUUUAGCAACCAGUGCCAUCCGUGCCACCACAGCUGCCAAGGAUGCCGAGGAAGUGGGCCUCUAAACUGCACCUCCUGUGGAGUAGACCAACAUGGCCAAGAGCGUUUCUUGUAUCAGGGGGAGUGCCUAAAGACCUGUCCAUCAGGCUACUACACUGCAGAGGAUCACACCUGCCUGCCAUGUCCAGACAAUUGUGAGAUUUGCCACAACCUGCAGAUCUGCAUGAGAUGUGUACGUGGCUACUUCCUGGUUCCCACCAACAACACCUGUCAGAAGCUGGACUGCGGUCAAGGUGAAGUCCAAGACCCAGAUUAUGAAGACUGUGUGCCUUGUGAAGAAGGAUGCCUGGGCUGCCGCGUGGAUGAUCCAGGAACCUGUGUAUCCUGUGCUACCGGUUAUUACAUGUUUGAACACCAUUGCCAUAAAACCUGUCCUGAGAGGACUUACACAGAAGAAUUAGAAUGCAAGGCGUGCGACACUCACUGUGGCAGCUGCGACCAGCAUGCGUGUUACUGGUGCGAGGAGGGCUUCUAUCUCUCAGCUGGCAGCUGCGUGAGAGAAUGCGCUCCGGGCUUCUACGGCGAUCGCGACAUGGGAGGAUGUGAGCCCUGCCACCGAAGCUGUAAGACCUGCACUGGCCUCGGCUACAACGAGUGCAGUAGCUGCCAAGAGGGGCUGCAGCUGCUGCAGGGCGCCUGUGUGCAUACCACCCAGAAUCAGGUGGAAGGCAACUUCUGGGCAGAAGCCGUGCCCACUACAAGCCCAUCUUUGAUGAAGAACCUGCUGCAGGAGCGACGGAGGUGGAGGGGUCAGACCAAAAGAGAUACUUUGGAAAACAACCAACCCUGUGACUCUUCCUGUAAAACCUGUGCUGGAUCUGCAAGUCUGUGUACUUCGUGUCGGAAAGGCGCCUUUCUGCUGAAUCAGGCCUGUGUCUCCUCCUGUCCCCGAGGCACGUGGCCCUCGGGGAGGAGUGGCAGCUGUGAAGCCUGUGCCAAGGGCUGUGCCUCCUGCUCGGCAGCCAACUCCUGCCAAGAGUGCCAGGCUCCGCCCGAGCAGCCCUUCUUCCUUCACAAAGGCCGAUGCUACAGCAAGUGCCCUGAGGGCUUUUAUGGAAAAGAUGGCACCUGUGUGCACUGCAGCUCCACUUGCAGAACCUGUGAAGGAAAUGAUACCAACUGCCAGUCCUGUAAAGCAGGUUUUGUCCUGUACAAAGGAGAGUGCCAAGAAACCUGCCCUGAGAGGCACGUGGUGGUGGAGGGUGUGUGCAGGCAGUGCCCGGAGGGGUGUUACGACUGCAUUCAUGAGGAAACGUGCAAAGAGUGCAUGUUUGGCUUCUUCCUGCACAAUGAUGCAUGCUAUCCAAACUGUCCCGGGGGCUUCUAUGAGGACUCACGCCGGUGUGUCCGCUGUCAUGAAGAUUGCCAGGAGUGCUACGGCCCUAACGCUGAUGACUGUGAGAUCUGUGCAGGUUAUUACAUGUACCUCUAUGAUGGCCAGUGUUUGGAAGAGUGUCCAGCAGGAACAUACUAUGAGAGAGGCACCAAAGAUUGCCAAGACUGCCACAAGUCCUGCCUGACCUGCUCCUCAGCUGGCACCUGCACAACCUGCCCAGAAGGCCUGCAGAUGAACAGACAUGGUAACUGUGUGGUUCACAAAGAGUGCGCUGCCAACGAGUACUGGGAUGAGGAGACUCGUGAGUGCAAGACGUGCCACACCAAGUGCUACCGCUGCACAGGGCCCACCGAGGACCAAUGCCACAGCUGCCCGAGGGAAAGCCUUCUGCUCAACACAACUUGUGUGAAGGACUGUCCGGAGGGCUACUUCGCCGAUGAGGACAGCCACCAAUGCAUCCCCUGCCACAGCUCUUGCAGGACAUGUGAAGGAAGGCACAGCACGCAGUGCCGCUCCUGCCGACCGGGCUGGCUGCAGCUGGGAAAGGAGUGCCUACUCGAGUGCCGGGAAGGAUACUACGGAGACAAAGCCACAGGCCAGUGUGAGAGGUGCAACAAAAACUGCAGGACAUGCCGGGGCCCGCAGCCCACAGACUGCCUGUCUUGCGAUAAGUUUUUCUAUCUGCUCCGUUCCAAAGGAGAGUGUCAACGCACUUGCCCUAGACAUUACUACGGAGAGCAAACCACACAGACCUGUGAAAGGUGCCACCCAACGUGUGAUACGUGCAAAGGAAAAGGAGUCUCCAGCUGCUUGUCCUGUGUGUGGAAUUACCACCUCAUGAGAGGAAUCUGCACCUCAGACUGCCUUGUUGGGAAAUACAGAGUGGGAGAGGGAGAGAACUUCACCUGUGCACAAUGUCAUGAGAGCUGCAUAGAAUGCAAGGGGCCUGGCACCAUGAACUGCACCACGUGUCCUGCCAACCUGGUUCUGAACAUGGAUGACAACCGCUGCCUCCGGUGCUGUGAUGCCUCUCACCCCACUGAUGCCCACGAUUGCUGCGAGUGCCAGGACACCACAGAUGAAUGCAUCCUCCGAAGACCCCAUGUGGUACCUGCAGCUCAGCGCUCUAGACUGGCUCUGUUUAUCCUCUCCUCCAUCAUGCUGAUGCUGCUGCUUGGGGCAGCUGCCGUGGUCUGGAAGAAAGCUCGAGGCCGGGGCCGACCGGCAGAGAAGGCUGGCUACGAGAAGCUGGCCGACCCCAGCAGGUCUUACACACCUCAUAAGAGCAGCUAUGGAGAGAGCACCAGCUUUGAAGAGGAUCAGGUGAUUGAGUACAGGGACCGGGACUACGAUGACGAUGAUGAUGAUGACAUAGUGUACAUGGGCCAAGAUGGCACCGUCUACCGCAAAUUUAAGUACGGGCUCCUGGAUGAGGAAGAGGAUGAUCAGCUAGAGUAUGACGAUGAGAGCUACUCCUACGAGUAA